Molecule: messenger RNA, 3065 nt
Organism: Xenopus tropicalis (tropical clawed frog)
Lineage: Eukaryota; Metazoa; Chordata; Amphibia; Anura; Pipidae
Gene: pkr3
Product: double-stranded RNA activated protein kinase 3
Exons: 17
Coding region: 308-1912 (534 amino acids)
Molecular function (GO): ATP binding; protein kinase activity; kinase activity
Source: RefSeq, a predicted model, not a curated record
CUAGGAGAAACGAAACUGAAUGUGCCAGUUCGGGAUUCCCACAGUAGAUUACGCAAGAGGAAACGCCCACCUCAGCAAAGCCACGCCUCUGUAACUCUCAGUGGCUACAAAUCUCUGUUCGGUAUAAGAAGUUUCUCCGCUCUUUCUGGAAGCUAAAAGGUUAAAAAUUCUUCCUAACAUGGGCGUGUUCCAAUGGAGGGGCAGGGCUAUAGGGAGAGAUUUCCGCCUGUUCCAGACUGCAGCACAAGUGGCAAGAAUAGAAGACUGAGAAGAAGAUUUUUAUUAAGUAAGAAUAGCAGACCCUUUCAUGGAGGAUCCUCAAGUGGUGCUUAAUAAGUUCUGUGCAAGAAAGAAUCUGCAAUAUGAAUUCAGGCUGAUUUCCAAGGAAGGGUCACCUCAUGAUCCCUUGUUUACCGUACAUUUGUUUAUAAAAAAUGAAAUGUUUGGAGAAGGACAAGGCAAAUCAAAGAAGGCAGCAGAGAAGAUAGCAGCUAGAAUUGGACUGGCGGCUCUGCAAAAUCAAGAAAAUCCACCUCUGGCUCAGCAACCCACAGCAGCCGCCUCUCUGGACACAGGUCUUAGUCCAUUGCAGGGAAGCGCUGCAACGGCUGAACCAUCUGUAAAUGGCUCUGAAAAUCACAAGAUGAGCUCAAUAAACUACAUUGGAAUUCUAAAUGAAUUAUGCCAGAAGAAAUCGUGGAGCAGAAAUUUCCGAGAUGUUGAUCGUUAUGGACCAGAUCAUGAGCCUAAGUUCUAUUGUGUGGCAGAAGUGAACAAGCGAGAGUAUCCAGAAGGCUGGGGAAAGAAUAAAAAACAAGCAAGAAAAAAAGCUGCUUUUCUGGCUCUCCGUUUACUCAAAACUGAAAAUCCAGACGAUAUCCUGAUCCCAGCAAUUCCAACAGCUUAUACAGGAGAAUCAGGAUCAGAAAGUUCGUCAGUGUCUGAAAGCAAUGGCAACAGAAGUAUUGAAAGGCGAAGUUUAGGAAAUGGAGCAACUCAAGUAAUUUCUGCAGUUACUGAGAGAUCGCCACACAGAACACAGAGUACAGCAAAUUUUGUCCAAAGCCCUCUUUGGGAAUUUGAGGAUAUAACCAAAUUGUCAACUGGAGGAUUUGGCAAAGUAUUUAAAGCUUUGAAAACCAUGGACAAGAAAUAUUAUGCAGUGAAAAAAGUAAAGAUGCGCAACGAGAAAUGCAAGUUGGAGGUACAAGCUUUAGCAAGUUUAGAUCAUCCAAACAUUGUUCGAUAUUUCCACUCAUGGACUGGAAUGGACUAUUCUUUAGACACCAGCUACAGCUGUAGUACUUCCAGUAACACGGAUGGAAUGAACGAGUACCUUUUUAUUCAGAUGGAGUUUUGCGAAAAUGGCGACUUGAAAAACUGGAUUAGAAAAAUGAAGAUAGUGGAUAAAGUGAAAAGUCUUAAUAUAUUUCGGCAAAUAGUUGAAGGCGUACUCUACAUUCAUUCAGAAAAACUUAUACAUAGGGAUCUUAAACCUGCAAAUAUAUUCUUUGCCAAAGACAUGAGGGUAAAAAUUGGAGAUCUUGGUUUAGUGACUCAGAUGGCUAGUGAGGAGAGCACAGAAGCACUACUUCGGACCCACGACAUUGGAACUCCAUCUUAUAUGGCCCCAGAACAGCAUGAAAACAUUUAUAACUGUGAAGUGGACAUUUUUGCAUUGGGAUUAAUACUUGUUGAGCUUUUGUGUAUAUUUGGCACCGAACACGAGAGAUAUGUUGAAUGGAAGAAAAUACGGAAUUGCCAGUUGCCAGAGACGUUUGUAGCAAAGUACCCUUAUGAGAUAUGUACGAUCAAGUUAAUGCUAUCAAGAGAUCCUAAAAAGCGACCCACAGCCACAAAAUUAAAGGAAUUCUUUGAAACAAAUAACUAUUUGGAUUCCAGAACAUGUUAAGCAAUCGGAUAAAACAACUCCUGAAGAUACACACAUUUCUUGCUAUUAAUGGUUGUGCCCAAAAUCUCAUCCUCAGGGUCGGAGUGGGUUGGCGGGGUCCACUGGGUUUUUUCUUUUUCCCUGCCAGCAACUUUAUCCCUCCACCCUCACCCCCUAAGAAUGUAAUGCAAGUAAAAGAACGUGAUGGUGUGUGCGCGGGCGCGUACCAACUCUGCUCAUCCUACAGAAAAGAAUGUGAGAUUUAAGCAGCAAAUGUAUUGCAGUCACUCCUGUAAAAAUGUGUACAAGUAGUCACUGAUCUAAAAGGGAAUUGCUCUUCUUUACUCUUUGUUUUCAGGAACAAAUACAGUUUUUUUUUAAACGUAUUAUUUAAACUGGGGUAAUGGAGUUAAAUACUCACAUUUUCUGCUCUUAGAGUUUUGGAAACUGUUGCAGACACAGAAAAAAAUAACUCUCCUCUUGUGUACAAUAAAAGAUCACAAUUCGCGAAAUGCAUUUGUUGCACUUUUUUUUACGCGUCCGCGGCCUUUUUGAUGCGCGACUACUUUUUUUUACGUGCUGCAAAUUUUUCCGCAGCAAAUUUUCACAGAAGUUUGGCGAAAUAAUUCGCCGAUGGCGAAAUGCAGAAAUUUGCUGCAAAUCCAUGCCUGCCGAAAAAAAUUUGCUUAUCACUAGUUAUAAUGUAUCAUCAUCAUAUAUCUGUAAUCCCCAACAGAUAUUGUUCUUCAUUUAUAUUGGUCCCUGCCUUAGCAGAGCUUACAAAUCCACAUUCACACAGAAAAUGCACACACCCACUAAUCAUAAAUCGAUUAAUGUAACUAAGUAAUGGUGACUGGCCGAUUUCAGUCAGAACUGAAUAACAAGUCAAAACAAUAGUUAGUGGAUCCCAUUGAAUAACCCAAACCUGGCGCAUCUUCGUCUUGAAAUACAGCAAUAGAGCCUACUCCCAGUGUACCAUAGGCCUAAAUCCAAAUUACAGAUGUAGUUUACACAGCAUGAGGAACACACAAUAAGGUAUACAGUAAAAUCAAUAAAAUUACUAAAUUCCCCUUUUUAAUUAAAAUGUUUUUAAAUGUUUUGAAACUUUUGUUUCUAUGUUAAUUUUGUCAUAUUAUAUUGUAACAUUGCUGUAAUAAAAGCAUAUUUUCUCUUA